UUGCUCGUUUUAGUCUCGCCAUGUCUCAUUUUCGGUAGAGAUGUUGAAAGGCUUGAUCGGUUUAUUGAUUCUAUGCUUGGAGUGUAUCAUUUGUUUUAGUAGGUUUUUUUUCUGGGGGUAUUGUGUCCAUUGGUUGCAUGUCAUCUGUUUCUUCUCUUGUGAGUGUGUCCCAAGAGGUUCGAUUGGCAUGGCUUCAUCUUCAGCGUGUGUUGGGAGAGCUUCUUUCUAAGGAAUUUGGACGUGUAGAUAUCCAAGGUGUGUGGACUGAGCAGCGGUUCCCCUUGUCGAGUUAUGAAGUCUCUGGUUCUUGGUCUUAUCGAUUGGCGGGUGUGGCAGCAGCGAUAAGUGUGGUUUGGGUGUAGAAGUGGAGGUUAUCGGGUGGCGGGCUAUGGGCAGCAGCGGUAACUCCCGAUCAUUGGCUUUCCCUCAGCUUUAAAGUCUACUAAAUUUUUUGUUCUUCUUCUGCGUAGAUGGUAACCGUUUAGUUGGUUCGAUGUCGGUGUAGAUUUAUGUUUAUUUAAGUUACCAUGGUGUGGGUUUAAGUCACCCUAGUAUGGGUUUUAGUUGCCGCUUUCUAUGGGCUCUUGGUUCUGGGGCUAUUUCAUUUUGCCGCCAGCUUUUGUAAGGAUAUUGGUAUUUCGAUUAUGAAUGUAUUUCAAUUUGAGAAAAAAAAAAAGUAUAAGUUUUAAAUUGAAUAACCUUUGUCAAAACACCAUAAAAGUAUAUUUUAGGCGAUUUUCUAACACUAUUGUCCAGAAUUAUACACUCUGUCUAGCUAUUUCGUUUUCCAAAAGCUAUCUUCUUCCUUCAGAAAAACAUUUCUCGAUACCGAAUCAAUUAAGUUCGUUUUUAAUGUUUCUAAAGGGAUUUUAAAAUUUUAAUGCGCUUGUGUUGUUCACGUAGCAUCCAAAAUAUGUCGACAUUUCAUGAAUCUGUUUUUAUAAUCUCUCAUCUAUGAAGUAUGAGUCAAAUGUAAGGUUGUCUUUGGAGCAAGGAAAAAAUACAUUUCAAUAGUAAUCAUAUUCACACCAAAACUAUUGUAGUUAUACUUUUCUAUUCAUUUUAUAUUAUACUUUUCAAUGUCCGGUCCACAUUAAUCAAUCUCAUUCUACUUCUUUCAUUCAGUUCUACUGUUUCACACCAUUCACUCUACCAUCACCAUAAUCCAUAGAACCCAACCCAUGCAGUCACAGUUUUCAAUUAAUGCUGCACAACAAACUAUCUAACAAAGUAACAAUAUGGUUAUAUACAUUGUUUUCUACAAGGAAAAAACAGUGUAGUUGGACAUGCCAACUUCGAUUUAUGGGCCAACUGUAUUUUUUUUGGGUAAGCGAACCAUUCAUCCAAUUUAAAGUUUUAUAUUCAAAUGUUUGACUUUAUUUAAACAAUAAAUCCAGGUUCAUACGAUAUAAUAUAAAAUGGAAGUGGUACGUGUUGUCUUGUGUUAUGAACAAACAAUCAUCCUUGGAGAAUCUUAUAGAUAACCAAUUAAAAGUUACUUACUCUUUCAAUUUACCUCGCUGUGCCCUAUAGAGUGCUUCGAUCAACACCCAUCGUGUUAUAAAAUCAUUCUUGAAAACGUAUAAAUGACUAGAAAACAUAAUGUUUUAAUUACUCAAUCACGGUUGCCUUAACUGAUUAGGGUGAAACUCGGCAAAGUGAUCGUUAUAGCCAGUUUGCUUUAGAAUAUAAAAGAAAACACUUUAUCAAUUACCAAAAGCAUAUUCUAAUCUUAGUACUAGCCUGAAUGUGAACUAGAAAGUCUAUCAACUUAUUUAUGUAGAGUUUAAUCACAUGUUGGUUUUCAGAAAUUUGUAUAAAAAACUUAGGCUAAAAUACAAAGUUUUAGAUUUUAUAAAAACGUCACUCCAACUUGUGGAACUUCUAAAACACUAAUUGUUGUUUUUGGAUAAAACACUAAUUCUGUAUUUCUCACCUUCCAACUGUAACUUUUAUUAUUUUGUUUCAAACGGACACGGCGGGUAAUAAUUAUAAUACUAUUAAUCAGCUGUAUCCCCCUCACACUAAGCUAAGCUAGUUUACCCAAUGAAAUAAAGACACGUUGAAAAAAGACCGGUCAAAGCCGCCACGUAUGUCAUCUUUAAGACGCAAGACACGAAGCUUGCUUGCUUGUCUUUUUAAACACAGAGAGUUUUCUUCUCCCUAUAAGUAGGAGACGAAGCAUCCUCCGAAAAACAAAACUGACUCCGAAUAUCCAGAGAAAAAUCGACGGUGGUUGAUUCGCCGGAGCUCAUUUUCUCCGGCGAGCUCAGUGAACGAGGGAAACAUGCAGAAACGAAGAGCGGUUAGGGAUUCUUCCAAGAUAACUCCGAGAAAUGGGAAGACUUUGGACUCCGGCGAAAAGAAGAGAUGCGAGAGGAGGUUGAUGAAGUUCGAGGAGUUGCCAAAGUAUCUCAAGGACAACGAGUUCAUACACAAUCAUUACCGGUGCGAGUGGUCUCUCAAGGAGACUUUCCUCAGCGCCUUCUCUUGGCACAAUGAGACUCUCAACAUCUGGACGCACUUGGGUGGGUUUCUGAUAUUCGGUUGGAUGAUGGUGGUGAGUUCCAUGGAAACCACGGAGGUUGGCCUGACCAGCUUCGUGAGACUCUUCUCCGGGAAGACAAUUCGCUGGCCGUGGCCGUCAAUGGAAAUCUCAAAAGAUGAUUUCUUCUCCAGCUAUCAAACUCUGUAUCAUCAGGAUUCGAACGUGACACACACUAGCUCGUUCUUGAACUAUCAAGGAGAAGAAGUUAACCACGAAACAGUUCCAAAAUGGCCAUGGCUCUUGUUCUUAUCCGGAGCAAUGGCCUGCUUGAUGUGCAGCUCCAUGUCUCACCUCUUCGCCUGCCACUCAAGAAAAUUCAACCUCUUCUUCUGGCGCCUAGACUACGCAGGAAUCUCCCUCAUGAUCGUCUCCUCCUUCUUCGCACCUCUCUACUACGCAUUCUCUUGCCACCCUUACUGGCGUCUCUUCUACCUCUCCUCAAUCUCAAUCCUCGGUCUCUUGGCCAUCUUCACCCUCCUCUCUCCGGCCCUCUCAGCUCCGCGUUUCAGACCUUUCAGAGCAGCUCUUUUCCUAACGAUGGGGUUCUCUGGUAUCGUACCCGUCUCGCAUUUGGUCUACCUUCACAAGGAUCACCCCAACGUGCUUAUCGCCCUCGUCUACGAGCUAGCGAUGGCUGUGUUGUACGCAACGGGAGCAGGUUUUUAUGUGAGCCGUAUACCCGAGAGAUGGAAGCCUGGAGCUUUCGACGUUGCGGGACAUAGCCAUCAGAUAUUCCAUGUGUUUGUAGUGUUAGGAGCUCUUGCUCAUAGUGUUGCAUCUCUUCUUAUCAUGGAUUUUCGACGCGCUUCGCCUUCUUGUGCCUUUUGAAGCAAGUAACAAAUUGUGUAAAAUGUUAUAAUUAUUUUUUCAUUUACCAAGAAUAUUUCAAAGUAAAA
Messenger RNA from Brassica rapa (field mustard), 3444 nucleotides. RefSeq names its product heptahelical transmembrane protein 2. Gene Ontology annotation, biological process: response to hormone. Gene Ontology annotation, molecular function: signaling receptor activity. Gene Ontology annotation, cellular component: membrane. Lineage: Eukaryota; Viridiplantae; Streptophyta; Magnoliopsida; Brassicales; Brassicaceae. The record is from RefSeq and is a predicted model, not a curated record.